AUGUCAUCUGGUAUCCUUGCAGGUACCAAUCCUCUUGUUUAUGAUUCCUCUGCUCCGUAUACCCUCUUUAUAUUCCAGCUGAUCCUUAUCAUAGUGACAGCAGAAUUGCUCCACUAUCCGUUGUCUAAGAUUCAGCAGCCUCGUGUCAUUUCCGAGGUUCUGGCUGGUAUCAUCCUCGGUCCCACGGCGAUGGGUAAGAUCCCCAAUUUUACCUCUACUGUGUUCCCUACUGACUCUAUGCAGGGUCUCACUUUGGUGUCCACGUUAGGUAUCUGUCUUUUGCUUUUCAUGGUGGGAUGCGAAGUCGAUAUCAGGUUCAUCAAGAAGCAUUUGCUUAAAGCUCUGACUGUUGGUAUUUUUAACAUGGCUGUUCCCUUUGGUUUGGGUUGUGCUUAUUCUAUCGCCCUUUUCAAACAGUACCGAGAGUUCGAGCCUGGUCUUCCUGAUAUAAAGUUUACCACCUUUAUGGUUUUCAUAGGUGUCUCCAUGUGUAUCACGGCUUUCCCUGUUUUGGUCAGAAUCCUUACAGAGCUUCGUUUGGUUAAAGAUCGUGUUGGCGUUAUCGUCUUGGCCGCCGGUAUCACCAACGAUUUACUAGGCUGGAUCUUAUUGGCCCUUUCUAUCACCCUAGCCAACUCUUCCAAGUCCGAAACUACGGGUUACAUAGUGUUGGUCACCAUCGGUUGGGGACUAUUCAUUUGUUACCCUGCUCGUUGGUUUCUUUCCUGGUUAUUGAGAUCCGUGCUGCACGAUCUCGAUAAUCUCAACGGCCCUUCUCCCCUAGCCAUGCUGAUUAUUCUUAUGAUGACGUUUGCCUCCGCUUUCUUUACUGAUAUCAUAGGUGUUCAUCCUAUCUUUGGUGCGUUUAUGGUCGGUACCAUAGUUCCUCGUGAUAACCACUACGUCAUCCGACUUACUGAAAGGAUUGAAGAUCUCGUUAACAUUAUCUUCUGUCCAAUUUAUUUCGGUAUUGCUGGUUUGAAUGCUGAUCUUACCUUGCUAGAUAAGGGUAUUGACUGGGCCUAUAUCAUUGGUCUUAUAGCUAUUGCCAUGUUUGGUAAGAUUCUUGGAGGUUCUUUAGCGGCCAGAAUCCACGGUUUAUUCUGGAGAGAGAGUUUGGCUGUUGGUAUAUUGAUGUCCUGUAAAGGUAUCGUGGAGAUUGUCGUGCUACAAACAGGUUUGAAGGCAGGUAUUGUCUCCAAGAAGAUCUUUGCCAUGUUUAUUUUGAUGGCUCUUGUCUCUACUUUCUUGACAACUCCCUUAACAUUACUUUGUUAUCCGCAGUCCUACAGGAAUGAGAUCCAGAAGUUGAUCCAAGAAAAGCAAUCGAAGGAGCUGGAAAAAAAGCGCAACGAUAACCUGAAGAACCCUCCUUCGGAGUCUCCCGAGCCAUCAUUACCGGAACUACAUACAACCAAGACUCUCACUAAAAAGUACAAGAAAGUAAGAUUCGACAAAUUGAUUCUUCCAGUGGACAGUUUGGAGAGUGUUUCAAACAACUUGAUUCUUGUUGACCGGUUUUGUAAGCCUGGAAAAAUACCCAUGCAUGCCGUCAAUAUUAAACAGCUUACGGGGAGAACGGCCGACUUGUUACAUGCAUCAAUGAUGCAGGAGAUGGACGACAAGUUUGACCAGUUCGACGGACAGUAUCUCAAUGCCAUUUUAAGCAUUCUGAAGAUUUUCUGUGAGUUGAACGGAGUUCCCUUUUCUUCAGAGAUUGUAUUUGCACUUCCUGAAAAUGACCUUAAAUCACUUCUACUCAACCAGAAUUUCCUUCCUAACGAUCUUCUUAUUCUGACCAUUGGUAGCAAGCUUUACAUGGACCGUCCCGGUGUUCUUGACGAGUUUGGUAGAAUCGUUAAAGGUGUCAGCUAUUAUAGCGCAGUGUUCAUCAACAACGAUCAAGGCAUUGGUCGUAUCAGAGAAAUGGAAGAACAGGAUAUUCAGAAGCGUAAAAGGCAGCCGAAGACACUUCCAAACAAAGAUUUUAUGGAAGAGGAGUCGAUCCUCUCCAACGAAACGAUUCUCAAUCCUAAAUCUUUUGAGAUUACUACGGUAAGUCUAGUGUGCAGUCCCGGUGAAUCUACAGAGGACCAGAUAGUGGCUCUUAAAAUAUUUAGCAUAUUGGUUAGAGAUGAGGACGUUGACGAAUGUUACAUAGUGUCUGGAAAGGGACUCACGCCAGAUUUGAGCGCUGUUUUGAGUGAACAGCCCCCUAAAGGGGUCAAGAUCCGCUCUAUGGAGUACUGCUCUGAGGAUGAGACGCAAAGUUAUGAGGAUUAUGUGGAGUCAUUGAGUGAACAGAAUGAUUCAGGUAAAAUUGAUGAGUUGGUCAUCAUUACGAAAAGCUGUCCGUUCAGUGAAACACUCAUACAGCAUUUAAUGAGAAACAACAAAAAGAUUCUUGUUGUCCUCUAA
Brettanomyces nanus is the source of this 2418-nucleotide messenger RNA. RefSeq lists its product as uncharacterized. Gene Ontology annotation, molecular function: antiporter activity. Gene Ontology annotation, cellular component: membrane. The transcript has a single exon. The record is from RefSeq and is a predicted model, not a curated record. Bases 1 to 2418 code for a protein of 805 amino acids. Gene Ontology annotation, biological process: proton transmembrane transport. Lineage: Eukaryota; Fungi; Ascomycota; Pichiomycetes; Pichiales; Pichiaceae.